AUGCCGGAUCACAUCUCAGUGUGUGAGUUCCUGUCGGAGACCACCGAGGACUACAACUCCCCCACGACGUCCAGCUUCACCACCCGGCUGCAGAGCUGCAGGAACACCGUCAGCAUCCUGGAGGAGGCUCUGGACCAGGACCGCUCUGCUCUGCAGAAGGUGAAGAAGUGCGUUAAAUCCAUUUGCAGCUCAGGACAAGAGCAUGCUGGGAACCAGGAGAGCUUCAGUCAGGCUCUGGAGAGACUGGGAGGAAACAACUCUGAACUGGGAGCAGCCUUCGUUAAGUUCUCCUGCCUCGUUAAAGAACUCGCAGCUCUUCUCAAGAACCUGCUGCAGAGUUUGAGUCAUAACGUCGUCUUCACUCUGGACUCGCUCUUAAAGGGAGAUCUGAAAGGAGUUAAAGGGGAUCUGAAGAAACCUUUUGAUAAAGCCUGGAAGGACUACGAGACCAAGUUCACAAAGAUCGAGAAAGAGAAGAGAGAGCACGCUAAACAACACGGGAUGAUCCGAACCGAAAUCACUGGAGCUGAAAUUGCUGAAGAGAUGGAGAAAGAGAGGAGGCUGUUCCAGCUGCAGAUGUGUGAGUAUCUGAUUAAAGUCAAUGAGAUUAAAACCAGGAAGGGAGUGGACCUGCUGCAGAACCUCAUCAAGUAUUACCACGCUCAGUGCAAUUUUUUUCAGGAUGGCUUGAAGACAGCCGAUAAGCUGAAGCAGUACAUCGAGAAACUGGCUGCCGACCUGUUCAAUGUCAAACAGAGUCAGGAUGACGAGAAGAAGCAGCUGACGUCUCUCAGAGAUCUCAUCAAGAGCUCCUUACAGCUGGACCAGAGGGAGUCCAGGAGAGACUCUCAGAGUAAGCAGAGCGGUUACAGUAUGCACCAGCUGCAGGGAAACAAGGAGUUUGGCAGCGAGAAGAAAGGAUACCUGCUGAAAAAGAGUGACGGGUUGAGGAAGGUCUGGCAGCGAAGGAAGUGUUCAGUGAAGAGCGGCGUCCUCACUAUGUCCCAUGCGACAUCCAACAGACAGCCUGUCAGAUUGAACCUGCUCACCUGUCAGGUGAAGCCCAGCACAGAGGACAAGAAAUGCUUUGACCUCAUCUCUCAUAACCGGACGUAUCACUUCCAGGCUGAAGAUGAGGCGGAGUUUGUCAGCUGGGUGUCUGUGCUGACCAAUAGUAAGGAGGAGGCCCUGAACAUGGCGUUUAAAGGUGAAGGUCAGAGUUCAGGUGUGGAGGAGGAGGAGCUCACCAAGAACAUCAUUGAAGAGGUGCUUCAGUUGGCCGGCAACGACACCUGCUGUGACUGUGGAACCGCAGAUCCUCGCUGGAUCUCCACAAACCUGGGUAUUUUGACCUGCAUUGAGUGUUCAGGAAUCCACAGAGAGAUGGGAGUCCAUGUAUCCAGAAUCCAGAGUCUGGAGCUAGACAAACUGGGAACAUCAGAGCUGCUGCUUGCUAGGAAUGUUGGAAACUGUAGUUUCAAUGACAUCAUGGAGGCCAGCCUUCCAUUUCUGUCUCUGAAGCCAACAGCCUCCAGCAACAUGACGGCAAGGAAGGAGUUCAUCAAUGCCAAGUAUAUCGGCCGCAAGUUCAUCAGGCGUACCAUCUCCAUGACAACCAGCAGUCUGGAUGAGGUGUAUGAAGCAGUGCAGUCCAGAGACCUGCUGUCAAUCAUCCAGCUGUUUGCUGAGGGGGUGGAGCUGCUCCUGCCCCUCCCUGAACCAGUCAAGGAAGAAGGAGAGACAGCUUUACAUUAUUGUGCUCGGACAGCUGAUCACUCCUCUCUUCAUCUGGUCGACUUCCUCGUCCAGAACAGUGGUAACCUGGAUGGACAGACGGAGGGAGGAAACACCGCUCUGCAUUACUGCUGUCUGUACAACAAGCCACAGUGUGUAAAACUGCUGCUGAGAGGAAAACCUGACAUCCACAUCACCAAUCAGAGUGGAGAGACAGCGCUGGACAUUGCCCGUAGACAGAAGAACUCCCAAUGUGAAGAACUGUUGGUGGAGGCAGUUUCUGGCAGGUUUAACCCUCAUGUUCAUGUUGAAUAUGACUGGAACCUCAGACUGGAUGAACUGGAUGAGAGCGACGAUGAACUGGAUGACAAGCCCAGUCCAGUGAAGAAAGAGCGUUCUCUCCGUCCUCAGAGUUUCUGUCCCUCCUCCAGUGUUUCCUCUCAGGAGAAGCUUUCUUUGCCGGUCUCCUUUGUUCCUCCUCACAAGGACAGACAGCGUCUCUCCUAUGGGGCAUUUGCCAACCCCGUGUACAGUACCUCCUCUGACAAUCCUCAGUCCCCUGGGCCCGACACCUCAGGACCUUCACAAGCUGCCGGGAGCCAAGGGAAAGGCCCCGGCACUACACCCCCCACAUCCCUCCCCCUCACUUCUCAGAUCAGUGGAGGAGGAAGCUGGACUUCAGGAGGGGGAAACUUGACCCUGAAGAAGAGGCCCCCUCCCCCUCCACCUGGACACAAGCGCACCCUGUCUGACCCCCCCAGCCCAGUCAUGCAGGGACCUGCAGGUAAGGGAAGUGAGUUGAUGCCUCCACCUGGAAACAGGACCAACAGAUUUGAAAGAAUCCAGCAGCAGCAGAGUACGACCCCCAGUAUCACCAAGUCCACACUGGGACCCAGAGUUCUACCCAAACUACCUCAGAAAGUGGCUUUAAGGAAGAUUGACAUCAUCCACCUCCCCUCUGUGGACAAACCCAGUCAGCCUCCAGAACUCCUUAAUCAACCUUCCUCUUCCUCCUCCUCUCAGCCUGACCCCCAGAAGUCUCCUCCCUUCAUUGAUGCCUCCCCCAAACCCUCCCUCACCCCAGUGGACUCCACUCAGAGAGACCCAUUGACUGACAAGCUCCAGCAGUUUGACCUACCACCCAAACCUCACCAGUCUGACCUCCCCCCAAAACCUCUCUUCAAAGAUCUUCCUCCCAAACCCCAGAUCACAGACCUACCACCCAAACCGCCACUCAGCGACAGGCCUGGCCCCGCCCCUGCUGCUAUGGAGAUCCAGGGAUCCAAGAUGGUGAUGGCGGUGGCAGAGGGCCCAUCUGUCCUGCAGGAAGAGCUGUCACCUCAGCUGGCAGCUGAAGAUGUUACCGAUAAGUCACCGCUGGAGAUGCCCAUUCCUCUGCCUCGCAAAAUCAACUCUGUGAGGGUGAAGAAUAAAAUCAGGCGGGUGAAAACCAUCUACGACUGUCAGGCUGAUAAUGACGAUGAACUGACAUUCGAUGAGGGAGAAGUCAUCAUUGUCACUGGAGAGGAGGACCAGGAGUGGUGGAUUGGACACAUUGAGGGACAGCCGGAGAGGAAAGGCGUCUUCCCCAUGUCCUUCGUUCACAACCUCUGUGAUUGA
Chelmon rostratus (copperband butterflyfish) is the source of this 3354-nucleotide messenger RNA. RefSeq names its product ArfGAP with SH3 domain, ankyrin repeat and PH domain 1a (gene asap1a). NCBI's taxonomy places the organism in Eukaryota, Metazoa, Chordata, Actinopteri, Chaetodontiformes, Chaetodontidae. Gene Ontology annotation, cellular component: cytoplasm. The coding region runs from base 1 to 3354 and encodes 1117 amino acids. The record is from RefSeq and is a predicted model, not a curated record. Gene Ontology annotation, biological process: positive regulation of GTPase activity. The transcript is spliced from 29 exons. Gene Ontology annotation, molecular function: GTPase activator activity; protein binding.